Messenger RNA from Harpegnathos saltator (Jerdon's jumping ant), 1090 nucleotides. RefSeq lists its product as uncharacterized. The record is from RefSeq and is a predicted model, not a curated record. The annotation marks the transcript as partial. The transcript has 4 exons. Lineage: Eukaryota; Metazoa; Arthropoda; Insecta; Hymenoptera; Formicidae.
UAUGAAAUAUGUGACAACCUUGAAUAUGGACCACUUACACGAUGCAUUUCAACAUGCAGAGAAACGAGGUCACCGCUAUCUUGUAUAAGUUCGGCCACCUCCACUAGUGAGGUUUUGUCAGACACAGAGGAAAAGGUACCUCUUGGAGAUGGAGUUUUCUGCUUCAAAACUGCGUAUAACGCAUUGGUAAAUGUGGAAGACAGCCACGCUGACUGGGCAUAUGCUUUGCUCAAAGGAGUUUUCGGUGAAAAAGCGCACCUUAUGAGAGUGCGAAUCAACAAAAAACAUACUGAGAACGAGAGGUUUCCUUCAAACUUUCUCAUGGUAGCUAACCCUACACCGUGAUUGGUUGCUAAAAUAGAAAAUUCGAAAUGAGAAUGGGCAGAUGCAUUCAAAAUACUCGAUUUCAGAAUUUAAUUUUACAUAUGAUGAUAUAAAUAUCUUGAAUGCACAAAAAAUGCACAUAGAAGCUUUUUCCACGGCAGCGACGAAUUACUGAACGCUACAAAUGUUUAUAAAUUCACAGCAAACGCUCUUUACGCCGUUUCCAACGACAAGAGUAAAUGUCCUUUAAACGUUUAACAGAAGAUUCUAUAAACGUUUUAAGGAACUCUUGGCAGACUCUUAGCAGCAUACGUCAUGUAAACGCUGAGCAAAGUCUCAGAAACGCUAUAUAAAAACGCCUUUCAAACGCUGCAGCGUUGCAAUUUCCUUUUUAUAAACUCUGUACUGACCGUUUCUAAACUCUCAACGAACUUCCGCAAACGCUCACGUAAACACUAAACAAACGUUCAUGUAACUUCUUAUUUUCGCCAGGGUUCUGUACCUCCUGUUGACGGGGACUGUUAAUGACUUCAUCAUAAAGUCAAAGGUUGGUGGUGUCAGUGCUCGUAUAGAUAUUUCAGAUGAUUUCCUGGUUGUCGCUGGCAUGCUCAAGAAUCGUUAUGAUAGGACUAAUCAAGGUCCGUUUGUUGUUUUCAUAGAAAAACUGGUUAUAGAUUCAAAAGACUCCUGCAACUCUGAGGAGAUCGGAGUCUUGAAACUGGGAAGAGCUCUGCUUAAUAUAUACAGGAUAUCCCAUUUUAAUGUC